Messenger RNA from Cataglyphis hispanica, 963 nucleotides. RefSeq lists its product as uncharacterized. The record is from RefSeq and is a predicted model, not a curated record. The transcript has a single exon. Lineage: Eukaryota; Metazoa; Arthropoda; Insecta; Hymenoptera; Formicidae. Bases 1 to 963 code for a protein of 320 amino acids.
AUGAGCAAAGACACGGACUCAAUCGUGCGGACUCAAUUCGAGUUGUACGGGCGUAUUGCACGCUCGUACGAAAACUUGCGGAAGUCGGGGUCCGCCAACAUUUCCGUCGAGCUGGUGGAGGCACGACUCCAAGCCCUGGAAGCCAACUGGGCGAAAUUCGAACUCAAUCAUGACAAGCUCGGCACAUCCUGGGAGGCCUUACGCGAGACUGACUACGUCAAAAAAGACAUGAUAACACUAACGGAGGAAACGUACCUCAAUCAGAAGGGCAUGUUAUCGGGAGCGCUCUACCGUCUCAAGUGCGAGAGAAACGAGGCGUCAGCGGCGAGCACACCGAUAUCACAGCCGUCGCGAACGACCUUGCCGAGGAUACAACUUCCUCAGUUCUCCGGGUUGUACGAGGACUGGCCGUCCUUCCGAGACCUCUUUCAUUCCCUCAUUGGAAAGGAUGUCUCGGCUACCAACGUCGAGAAACUUCAUUAUCUCAAGGCGUGUCUCAAGGGAGAAGCGGAACUCCUCAUCCGCAGCCUGCCCACAACAGGGGAGAAUUUUGAUCGCGCGUGGAAGGCUCUCACGGACUACUACGAGAACAAGCGCCUGCUCGUGCGAUCGUACAUCGCGAGGUUCCUGGCUCUUCAACGUGUGAAGGGUGAGUCGAGCACAGAUUUGCGUACGCUUUAUCACGGCGUUUUGAACACCGUCGGUUCCCUCGAGAGCAUCGGUCGACCGAUAACGAGCGGCGAGGACUUGUUUGUCCACCUCGUUGUCGAUCUCAUGGACUCCCAGUCCCGCCGAGAAUGGGAGAACGCGAUAAGCGACACGACGGAUCCGCCGGCGUACAAGGAGUUGAUCCAAUUCCUCGAUCGACGGCUACACACCGGUCGAGUCGCUGCAACAGUCCAAGCCGGAACCGAGUGCCGCAAAACCGGGCGCGACUUCCGGACGUUCUCCGCGAGUGCAUAA